AUGACGGUCAAAGUGUUCAUUACGGGCGUCACCGGCUACAUAGGCGGCGACGCUCUAUAUGCACUGAACCAGAAACACCCAGAUUGGGAAUACUGCGCCCUGAUCCGGACGCAGGCAAAGGCCGACCAAGUCCAACAGCAAUAUCCCAAGCUGCGCGUCGUCCUGGGAGAUCUGGACGACUCGGCCGUGCUGCAGGAGGAGAGUGCCAAAGCUGACAUCGUCCUGCACACGGCAGAUGCGUCGGACCACGAAGGCGCGGCAAAAGCCAUCGCGGCCGGGCUCGCCGAGGGCCAUACGCCGUCCAACCCGGGAUUCUGGCUGCAUACCGGCGGCACGGGUAUCCUGACCUACGAAGACUCCAAGAACAAUCGCCUGGGCGAGUGGUCGACCAAGGAGUACAACGACCUCGACGGCGUGGAUGAGCUGACUCACCUGCCUGACGAUGCGUUCCAUCGGAACGUCGACAUGAUUGUCCUCGAAGCGGGGACCAAAUACGCCGACAGGGUCAAGACGGCGCUGGUCUGCCCACCCACCAUUUACGGCGAUGGCCGAGGCCCCAUCUCCGGCCGCUCUCGCCAGGCGUACGAGCUGAGCAGGCUCAUUCUGCAAAAGGGGUACACGCCGAUCGUGGGCGCGGGCAAAGCGCGGUGGAACCACGUGCACAUCUACGACCUCUCCGCCGCCUUCGUCCUGCUGGCCGAAGCCGCGGUGGCGAGGAACCUGUCCGACGAGAUCUGGGGCGCCCGGGGCUAUCACCUGUGCGAGAGCGGCGAACACCUCUGGGCCGACCUGGCCCGGAAGAUCGCCGCCAUCGCGGCCGAGAAGGGAUACAUCUCCCCCAACCCGCCGGAGAAGCAGCUCAGUAAGGACGAGGCGUUCGAGGUAGCGGGCUUCGAGGCCGUGAGUUGGGGCUGGAACUCGCGCGGCAAGGCGGGGAGGUUACACAAGUUUCUGGGCUGGGAGCCGAAGGAGAAGGGGAUCCUGGACGCAGCUGGCGGUAUCCUGGAGGCGGAGAGGGCGAGGUUGUAG
Messenger RNA from Fonsecaea erecta, 1029 nucleotides. RefSeq lists its product as hypothetical. The transcript is spliced from 5 exons. NCBI's taxonomy places the organism in Eukaryota, Fungi, Ascomycota, Eurotiomycetes, Chaetothyriales, Herpotrichiellaceae. The record is from RefSeq and is a predicted model, not a curated record. Bases 1 to 1029 code for a protein of 342 amino acids.